CAUAAACCAGCACAGCUACACACAUGCAGAGCUUUUGGCCCCGCCGUGGACUCAGAGCACCUUUCUUCUGUCCGAUUCAUCGCUUACUGUAUGUUGUUCUAAGAAAGUACUUUAUAUGCUUUUGGGAGGAGAACGAUUUUCUUUCACUUUUUACGCAUGUGUGUUUUCACUGUAGAUUACAUUUAACGGAUUUACUGUUUGUAUGAUACGUCUUGUCAACAGUUUAUCGAGUUUUUCUCAACUCCAAAUCAAUCUAAUUAAUAGUGAAUUUGUCGUAAGAGACCGCAUGAGAAAAUAAUAGUUUCGGGACGCUUGGAAGUGGCCUAGACACCUCAGACCAGGAAAGAAUGACCGCCGAAUCGCAUACAAAUCUAGGUCUGCCGAAAACCCCAUUGGAAUAUGUCAGUGAGUUCGAUUUGAUGAAGUUCGAUGUAAAGAAGGAGACGAUGCAGGGGGGGAUCGACCGCUCAUUCAUUGGGCCAUGCAGCCAGCUCCAGAGACCGGACUCAGUCUCCUCCACCCCGGUCAGUACCCCUUGCAGUUCGGUUCCCUCGUCACCGAGUUUCAAUCCGGGUGAACUGAGGAACCCUGAUGAUCUUUACUGGACGCCAAGCAGUGGUGGUUAUUCUCAGCAAAUGUAUCCCCACACUUUUGGCCUGACACCCGAGGACGCAGUGGAGGCCCUCAUUGGUACCACAGUCAAUGGGCACCAACCAACACCCCACGGUCACCAACAGUCUCUUCAAGCGGAAUUCGAAGGGUACGGGUUGGCACACCUCAACGGCCAUGCCCAGCAGUACCAAGGACUUAUCCGUCAACCCGACGCCCUCUCGGGUCACCCUGAAAUGCAAGAUAUGCACUGCCAAAAUCAAUAUCACCACAACAAGCACGACCUCGACAGCUCGGCUCCGCACUCACCCGAUUCCCAGCUUAGUGCGCACCACCUCCAUCAGCAGAAUCGCCACGACAGACGACUCAAUGUGGAAAGCGCUUUCUCGGACGACCAGCUGGUCUCCAUGUCAGUGAGGGAGCUCAAUCGGCACUUGAGGGGCCUAACCAAGGACGACGUGAUGCGUCUGAAGCAGAAACGCCGAACCCUGAAAAACCGGGGUUACGCACAGUCGUGCCGCUAUAAACGUGUUCAGCAGAAGCACGUUCUGGAGCACGAGAAGACCAGCCUGGUCACACAGGUGGAGCAGUUGAAGCACGAGCUCAACCGGCUGGCACGCGAGAGGGACGCAUAUAAAAUGAAAUGCGAAAAAUUGACUGGCUCAAAUGGUUACCAUGAAACUGGUUCUACCAGUGACAACCCUUCUUCGCCUGAAUAUUUUAUGUAAGUUUAUUCUUUGUAUCUGCUACCAAAGUUAUUUUACUGAUUUUAUUGAUAGGCUUAUUUGUUUUAACAAUAUUAUUAAUUUCAUACCAGUUCUUAAUGCAGACCUAUCAUCCAAUUCAGCUUUUAAAAUUGUUAAAAUAAUGUCAGAUUUGUAAUGCAUCUAUAAUCAAUCAUGCAUGCUGGACAUGUAUGGAACUGUCUAUUUAGUAGGCCUGAACUUGACUGUUGUACUUUUCAGACAGAAAAUAUUUGAAAUAGUUUCUCCAAAAGUUACUUUGUUAAAGUGAAUAACUAGUCUGGUUUAUGAUAUUACAUACACAAAUAAUGAUAUUACUUUUAGCUUCAUGUACUAGGCCUAUACUCUCAAUUUUGUCUUAAAUGGAUUCAUCCAUCAAACCACUUCUGCAUAAUUUUCCUUUUUUUGUUAAAAUGUUCACCCAAGUGUUAUUCUGUGUCAAUUCUACUUAUCCAUUCAAGAAUGAAUACUUGGGUGAGGUUGAUGUAUCUCCUUGUGCUAGCUAGAUAUCCUUUUAUGUCAUUUUACAUUUUGAGGAACUGGUUCUGCUGGCCAGAUGUGGUUAAUGUUUUUUGUUUUUCUUUCACAUAAAUUUUUGUUACAGUAAUUGUACAAGAAAAAUAACUAGAUUUUUUUUUAAAUAUAUCAUUGAUGCAUCAUAGCCUGCUAAUGCCCAUCAUUGUUUUGUUACCUGUCCAGCUAUGUUGAAAUAUUUUAUUAUCUGCUUUAGACUUGUAAAGAUCAAUAAAGCCAUUAAUACUGUACUUCUA
Molecule: messenger RNA, 2122 nt
Organism: Esox lucius (northern pike)
Lineage: Eukaryota; Metazoa; Chordata; Actinopteri; Esociformes; Esocidae
Gene: mafbb
Product: v-maf avian musculoaponeurotic fibrosarcoma oncogene homolog Bb
Exons: 1
Coding region: 348-1337 (329 amino acids)
Biological process (GO): regulation of transcription by RNA polymerase II
Cellular component (GO): nucleus
Molecular function (GO): RNA polymerase II cis-regulatory region sequence-specific DNA binding; DNA-binding transcription factor activity, RNA polymerase II-specific
Source: RefSeq, a predicted model, not a curated record